Molecule: messenger RNA, 2379 nt
Organism: Pestalotiopsis fici W106-1
Lineage: Eukaryota; Fungi; Ascomycota; Sordariomycetes; Amphisphaeriales; Sporocadaceae
Exons: 8
Coding region: 1-2379 (792 amino acids)
Biological process (GO): transmembrane transport
Molecular function (GO): oligopeptide transmembrane transporter activity
Source: RefSeq, a predicted model, not a curated record
AUGGCUUCAGAGAUCCAGCAAGUUCGGCUGGACAAUUCGAGCGAUGAGAAGGUGUCUGAGACCUCACAUGGAGAUGACAAGAUAACAACCAAGGACACGAUCGAGCCGUACGUGGCAGACCUGGAGGGAGAAGGUUACGAGGCAGAGAAGCAGAAGCUUUUCGAAAAGGCCGAGGCUGUAGAAUUGGUCCCUAAUGAGGCGUUUACAUGGAACGUCGAUGGAGAUCAGUCGCCUUUUCCGGAGGUAGCGGCUUGUGUCCCCAAUACUGACGACCCGAGCAUUCCUUGCAACACUUUCCGGGCUUGGUUUCUUCUUACUGUGUUUGUUAUUCUCUUUGCGGGCGCCAAUCAGUUCUUUGGUCUCCGAUACCCGUCUCUAUCCAUCGGUUAUGUUGUUGCCCAAUUGCUUGUCUUCCCAAUCGGCAGAGCGUGGGAGAAACUACCGCGAUGGCGAUUGCCUCUAGGGCCUCUCUCAUUUGAUUUCAAUCCCGGCCCCUUUAGCAUCAAGGAGCAUGCUCUGAUUGUCAUUUGCGUCAACAUUAGUGCCUCUGUUGCCUAUGCUUCCGGAGCACUUGUGGCCAUUAUCAGUCCCGUGUACUGGAAUAAAGAUAACGGAGCUGGAUUCUCGUUCUUGUUUCUCCUGACUACGCAAAUGCUCGGUUUCGGUCUUGCGGGCUUGUCGCGUCGAUGGCUGGUGUAUCCUGCCGCUCUGAUCUGGCCGUCGUCCCUGGCCUCGACCGUCCUCUUCCGUGCUCUCCACGAACCUCAGGAGCGCGUUUCGGCAAACGGAUGGACCAUUUCUAGAUAUAGGUUCUUCUCAUACUGCACCAUAUUUGCCUUUGUCAUCUUUUGGUUCCCUGAUUACCUUUGGACGAGCCUUAGCACCUUUGCCUUUAUCACCUGGAUCGUCCCGCACAACCAAAAAGUCAACACCAUAUUUGGCAUGAACUCUGGCCUUGGUUUGCUGCCAAUCAGCUUUGACUGGACCCAGAUCAACUAUGCCGGAACGCCUCUGACGACGCCCUUUUAUAUCAGUUGCAAUGCAUUCGCCGUGGUCGUCAUCUUCUACCUGUUCCUGUCGCCAAUCUUGUAUUACAAGAAUGUGUGGUACAGUGCAUAUCUACCACUUCUGUCAUCGAGUACAUUCGACAACACUGGCUCCUCAUACAACAUCUCUCGAGUCGUUGACGAGAAUCUGAAUUUUGUCUUGAGCAAAUACGAAGAGUACUCUCCAAUGUACAUCUCAAUGUCGUACUCCAUCUCUUACGCUCUAUCCUUUGCCGCAGUCACCGCAAUGAUCUUCCACACGUACCUGUACAACGGAAAGGAGAUCUGGGACAAAUUCAAAAACUCUCGUGCUGGUGGAGAAGAUAUCCACAAGCGUUUGAUGAAUCACUAUAAAGAAGUACCUGACUGGUGGUAUGGAGUCUUGACGGUAAUCGUUCUCGGCCUUGGUAUCAUGACCGUCCGCUACUGGGAUUCUGGACUGCCGGUCUGGGGUUUUAUUGUGGUCUGCUUUGGCAUGGGCGUGACAUUGAUCAUCCCCGAAGGUAUUCUGGAGGGUACCACGAACCAGCGAAUCUUCCUCAACAUCAUUACGGAGCUCAUUGCUGGAUACGCUUGGCCAGGCAAGCCCAUUGCGAAUAUGAUGGUCAAGUGCUACGGCUACAACUCGGUCAAGCAUGGUAUGGACUUUGCUCAGGAUCUGAAGCUGGGCCAGUAUAUGAAGAUCCCUCCCCGGGUUUUGUUUGUUGGCCAGAUCUACGCCUCCAUCCUUGCUACCGCGACCCAGACGGGAGUUCUACGCUGGAUGAUUGCCAACAUUGAGAACCUCUGCAGCUCCAAGAACACGCAGCGCUUCACGUGCGCCGGUACAAAGGUAGUUUACAAUGCAUCUCUCGUCUGGGGCAGCAUUGGUCCUCAGCGCAUGUUCCAGGCCGGCCAGGUGUACAACGGAAUCAUGUACUUUUUCCUCAUUGGUCCCAUUGUCACCGUCAUUGUCUACAGCAUCUACCGCAAGUAUCCCAACAGCUGGGUGCGCUACAUCAACGUGCCCAUUUUCUUCAACGCUGCCGGUAACAUCCCACCGGCCAACACGACGCAGUACUCGUUGUGGUUCAUCUUUGGAUUCCUCUUCAACUAUUUGGUCCGGAAGCGUGCGUUUGCUUGGUGGAAGCGAUACAAUUAUUUGCUACAAGCCGCCAUGGACACUGGCACGGCUCUGGCCACUGUCAUUAUCUUUUUCGCACUGAGCUACAAUAACAUCACGCUCAGUUGGUGGGGAAACAAUGUUGGAUCUGACACGGAUGAUUCCAAUUCGGUGCCGUACCUGACAGUUCCAGAUGGCUCAUACUUUGGAAAGGGACCUGGGCAGUUUUAA